This is a messenger RNA of Porites lobata, 1884 nucleotides long. NCBI's taxonomy places the organism in Eukaryota, Metazoa, Cnidaria, Anthozoa, Scleractinia, Poritidae. The record is from the annotation of a GenBank genome assembly.
AUGAUUUCUAGUGAAGAAAAUAUUAUUUCUUUGUGUGAUCCAGACGAUGUAAUUCCCGUCCCAAUUUCGGAUUACGCCAAAAAGCUGGAUAUAAAGGUCAGAGAGCGUUAUCUGCAGAAAAUCUCAACUAUUGGAAUCGAUCCUGUUUUGAUAGAGGGGAAAAGCUUCGAGCCAGACUGCCUUCCACCAGUAGAAUCUACUGAUCUUCUUUGUUAUUUGGUUCUCGAAACUAGCUUCUACACGCAAAAGCAAUUUAAGUCUUUCCGAAGUCUCGAGGCUUAUAAUCAAAUGGUUUCGGGUUUCGUUUCGGACGUACAAGGACAUAUCAUCUCAAACAAGUUCGUGGUUUUAGCGAAAGUGCGGCACUCGCAGCGCAUGAAUGAGGCCUUGAUACCAAUUUGGAUUAUUACCGAAAUGGAUGGGACAAUCAACUGCGCUCAUUGUUUGGGAUGCAAGGCGGGAUUAGCCGAGUCAUGCUCCCAUAUAGCCAGCGUGCUUUUUUAUCUCGAGACCUGGACGAAGUUAAAUGGACGGCUAUCGUGUACUCAAAUGAAGUGCUCCUGGAUACUACCAAAGUUUGCAAAAGAGGUUGAAUACGCCAGGGUCAGAGACAUAAACUUCAAAUCAGCUAAAAAAAUGAAAGCUGACCUUGAUGCAACGAUAGAGAAUCUAUCCAAUGACCUCCAGUCUUCUGCGGGCUCGAACGUCUUUACUGAAAGCCCUGUUCAGAAACCGGAAGUACCAACGCCGACACAAGCGGAAAUGGAAUGCUUUUACUCUGAUCUAAGCAAAUCCAAAACAAAGCCUGUAGUGCUGAGCUUGAUACCUCCUUAUGCUUACAGCUACGUGUUGCUCAGUCGCAAAAUCCCUUCUGUAAUGGAUUUGUUCGACAAGAAUAACUUAGAAUUGCCUUACAAUGAGCUGAUAAAACUUUGUCAGAGCACUAACAUUGAUAUAACCGAGGAACAAAUCGCUCAGGUUCAAAAGGACACCAUUUCACAGGCAAGUGGGACAAACUUUUUUAAGCAUAGGGCAGGCAGAAUCGGUGCUUCGCAGAGUAAGGCUGCAGCACAUUCAGACCCCGCAUUACCAUCGCAAUCUUUGAUUCAAAGGAUUUGUUACCCGGAACUGCACAAGUUAAAUACCAAGGCUGUGUGUCACGGAUGCAAGCAUGAAGCCUCGGCUAUCCGUGCCUUUGAGGAAUCUAUGAAAAAAACUCAUGUGAACUUUAAGAUUGUAAAAUGUGGUCUCUUUAUUAAUCAAGAACAUCCUUGGAUACACGCUACCCCAGAUUUUCUAUGCUCAUGCGACUGCUGUGGUGAUGGUUGUGGGGAAAUCAAGUGUCCUUAUUGCAUAGAGAACUGUGAUUUUGAUUCAUAUGUUUCAAAACCCUCCUCUUGUCUUGCAAAGAACAUUGCUGGGCAGUUCACACUGCUCCACACACACGAAUACUAUUACCAGGUACAGCAACAGCUAUUUACCACUAAGCUAAACCACAACUACUUCAUUGUCUGUGCUGUGAAUGAAGCAACUAAUUACCUCAAGUUUGUCCAAACAAAAAUACUCCCAGACAAAGAACAUUGGAACAAAGUUUUACCCAAGUUAGAGAAAUUUUGGAGAAUUUGUGUUUUGCCUGAGGUACUUGCUCGAUGGUACACAAGAAGGGUGAAUCUAACUAGAGAUGGGGCACUACUGGUUAAUGCUGUGUGUUAUUGCAGACAGGAUACUGAGGAAGAUACCAUCAAGUGCUUUAUCCAGACUGUGCCAUUCUUCAAUUUCACUUGUCAUGCUUGGGUAUUGAUGCUAUCCCCAAGACCUGGUACUGCCCUAAAUGUAGGGCUUUACCAGAAUUCAAGCGAGGAGGAUCGAAGCAAAGUCAACUAG